Messenger RNA from Paramormyrops kingsleyae, 3810 nucleotides. The record is from RefSeq and is a predicted model, not a curated record. NCBI's taxonomy places the organism in Eukaryota, Metazoa, Chordata, Actinopteri, Osteoglossiformes, Mormyridae.
GUUUGAUUGGUUCAUUUUUUCCUCAAACAGUCCGUUUGUACUUGAUGGAACAACGCGGAAGCUGAAUAGCUGAGGCUCCCCCCCCCUGACCCUGACCAGGAUACGUCGGUAGAAAAUGGAUGGAUGCUUGGUUCUAAAUUGAGCUGUCUCUCUAUCCCUGGAAACAAAGGAUUAUGUGCACCUUAAAACCUUUUAGUGACAUUUGUUCUCAGAACUGAAGAUAAUCAUCUAUGAAUUUCAUCCCAAGCCCUCACCAUCAAAGGAAAUUGUUCAGAGUGCCGUAAAGAGAUGAACUGUCCACUGUGCGUGACUCACAUCCAUCCUGGUUAGCAAAGGGGGGAAGCCAGGAUUACACUAGUGUCUUGCCUAAUGAGAAUGUGGCUUCCUCUGGUAGAUGUGAAAAGAGAGUUCUUUUUUUUUUGGAUCAUGGCUUAAAUGGGCUUUUUUUUUUUGCCAAUGAUCCAUACCGUCAUAGCAGUGUGAGAGGGAGAUGUGUGCCAUGUGGUUAUAUGAACAAAGGGGAAUCAGACAGCCUUUGUUUUAAUACAGAGGCUUGACGGAGAAGCAGUAUGAGUGAUUGAUGUAGACAAACGGAGUGUCAUAUGGACAGAAGGAAAUCACAGCAUUUCUCUAGCCAAAUGUAUUCAGCAGAGCGGUUUAUCUGCCAAGAAAAAUAUCAGACAAACUUUACUAGAAGAUGGGGCUGCUUUUCUGUGAUGUGUUUGGUAUAAAAUGAAAAUUAUUUUUAAAAUUUUUUGGCAAGUAAAGGUACUGUCACUGUUUUCUUAGAUAAGUAAAAUGAAUUUGUCUUUGUGAAACAAAUCAUUCAGAAGUUUUACAUAUACAAUUACAUAAUUAGCAGAUGCUUUUGUCCAAAAUGACGUGCAAGGGAGGUCAAUCGCACAUUGUAAAUAUUUAUACUGUCAAGGAGUCGACUUGGCAUAGGAGCAGCUAGGCUGAGUUUCCAAUUAAUGCUCAGGUGCAAGUGUAAGCAGUAUUGGAGCAGGAGCUACACGACAUCUUCUAACAAAGUUAGAACCUUAUAAGACUAUUCAGGGACCAAAAGGCUAGCUUAACAUUCAGGGAACAUCAAGAGGCAUCAGGUUGAGGAAUUCAUGGAACGUGGGUCUUAAGGGGUUUCUGGCAGGUGGAGUCUGAUGGCAGGAUGCGGUUCUGCUGCUCAUUCCACCACCUGGGAACCACACGAGAGACCCAUCUGGAGUGACACUUCUCAUGUGAUGGACAUAGGUCUUGAUGAGCCUUUUGAUGGAGAUAGGGGCCUAUCCAUAGUAUUACGGUUUCAAAUUUAAAUUAUUAUUAAAACAGUGGUUGAUUAUCGCUUUCUGGAAAAACACAUGAAAUACUAGAGCAUCAACCAAAGUUAGCAAGAGUCUCCAGGUGUGCAGGCACAGUAUUCAGUGUGGGCUUGUUUUGUGUCAUUGUAAACAUGGAGGAAGGCAGUGACAUGUUAAUGCACAUUUGAUAUGGUUUUUAUAUGUUGUUGUUUUAAUGUUUUCAACAUUAAAAUGAUUUCGAUUUUUGUAUAAAUUUUUGAACAUUUUCAGCACAUGUUAACAAUACUGUGAUAAUACUGAUAACUGAUAAUUUUGGUCACUAUAAUCAUGAUACUGCGAUGGGCUUGCCCCCCGUCCUGGGUUGUUUCCCGGCUCGUGCCCGUAGCUUCCGGGAUAGGCUCCGGACCCCCUGCGACCCAGAAGGUAAGCAGUUUGGAAAAUGGAUGGAUGGAUAAUCAUGAUAUACAAUUUUCAUACCGUUACAUCUCUAGAGGCAGUUUAGGCUGUAUGAAUAUCAGAUCUGCUGCCAAGUUUUUUUUUUAGUCAUCUGGAGUGGUCUUGCAGCAUUAACUGCUGGCCUGCUAGUUGAGAGUUGUACUGGUUUAGCUGUGGGGUAGCAAGUGCCUGGACUAGACACUGAAUUGCAUACUCGGACAGAAGAGGCGUUACUGAUGUUAUACAGAUCUCGCAUCGGCCAACGGGGAUGAGUACCAGCGUGCGUAAGAUCAGCGUCGCCUCCGAGCCCGACCGCCCCUUUUUUCUGAGGUUAGACUGGGCGGACGACCUUGGCGCUGGAUUUGUGGUCGUUCUGUGCGAUGGCACGUUUGCUUGGAGUGGAGAAGUGUCUGAAGAGGAUGUGACCCGGGAGGCCCAGGAGCUGGAGAUGCAGAGGGAGAAAUAUGUGCAGGACCUCCACCUGGUCUUGGUUGGAGGUGACCAGAAAGGGGGCUACAGCUUCCACCUGUCCCCCAGCCACGCUCAUGGUGGGGCUGUCCACCUGUCCUACGAGAAAGUGCUGAAAGACUUCUCGUUUAAGCUUGGAGUUGUGGAACUGCAGACCAUUCCAGAUCCCGUGGACGUAAUCAAGGACCUCAUCAGCCAUGGUCUGGAGAGAAGCACCGAGCUUCAGGCCAGAAACAAGCAGCUGCAGGAAGAAAAUCAGCGACUGAGACAGGAACAGGAGCACAUCACCUCCGAGUUAGAGAGGUAUGUCCAGGGCAAAGAGGUCCUGGAACGAGAGCUCUACACUCGCUUUGUCUUAGUGCUUAAUGAGAAGAAGGCGAAGAUCAGAAACCAAAAGGAGAACAUUAAGAACUUGCAGGAGGAGCUGGAAAAGAAUGCGCUGAGGAGGGAGGCUGAUCUGGCAAAGGGCAGGGCCCCUUCUGAGACUGCAGGGAGUCCAUCCAGAGUGGACGACACCUACGAGGGCAGCACAGAUGAAGAGCAUUCUGGGAGCACCCACUCACCUCCAGCGCCGGGGCACCCCGUGGAUGGAAAACCUGGCCGUAGUUCCUUUGAUGACAGCCUGACUGACAUUAUUGAUGUUGCACCUUGUCGCAAACGUCGACAUCGACAUCUGCAGAAUCCCCAGGUAGAAGUCAAGAAAGUAUCUGAAGAGAAACAAGAAAGGAAAAGGAAGGAGACAAAACAAGAUCCACUUCUCAUUCGGGAAGAAGAAAAUGCUGCAGCCAAAGCCCGGGUUGAUCCUGAGGCAGAUGACCUGUUUGAUGACUUCUAAGGACUGUUUGUACAAAGGAGAUGUGGAUUUUGUAACUGUACUUUCUUUGUCUAUUGAUUAUCUGUGUAAUCCAGGUUACAGAAGAUUACUGUGAAAAAAAAACAAUGAAUAAUGCUAAAUUUUACGUGUUACUUAGCAAGUGUGUGUGUGUGUUUGUAAAACAAUCAUAUGUUAAUGAAUUGUGCUCCAAAUUGUGAAGAUUAAUGCUUAUAACCAUUCAUCUUCCAGCUGCUUGUCUAGUACAGGGUUUUGGGAUUAAUUCUUAGUACAGAAGAUACUUUCAUCGUUUGUAAUCGUAUGUUGCAUUUUGCCUCCGUUUAACCAAUGUGAAAUGAAGCAUACAAGAUGACAUUGGGUGAUUUAGCUGUUUGUUUAAUAUGUAGUAGGUAUAUAUUUUUUUUUUUUUUUAAAGAAGAAAGAAACCACGCUGCAAUCAUACUUACAGUUGGUUGUGUAAUAAAUAAUGACUUCAUGCCAACUGACCAAACUUCAAUGCCUCACAGAAGCCUUUGGUAUUCAGAGAGUACUGCAAAUACGACAGUACUCCGCAUUCCAGGGUACAGGGUUUUAAUGAAAAUGUAUUGCUCAUUCUAGAUGAGGUUGAAAAGGUAAUUUCUUGAUCUUAAUAUCAUACUCCCUGUUCCGAGGUUAGGAACUGCUCCUGUUUCAUACAUCAUAGAUAUACCAGAAUUCAUCAGGGAGCAGGCUGUUAUUUUGUGUCUAAAAGUUGCCAUUGGAGUUAAUUUUGUCUUGGAAUUAUACAGGUAUAUUGUGGAA